UUCUCCUUCUCUCUCUCUCUCUCUCUCUCUUCUGUUUUUCUUCUGUUUCUACAUGACAGAGGAAUUAUUUCCCAUUUUCCCGCUUGCAUUUGAUUGAAUUUGUUCUGAUUUUUUUGCCUUUUAUUCGCCUUCUUUCUCGUCCACCCUUCCUAUCUUGAUUCUUUUUUCUUUGUUUGUCUUCUUCAUUUUUCUCAUCGCUGGAAUUGUUUUUCAAUUCGUUUUAAUUUUUAAUGCAUCAUUCUGGUUUUAUUAUGGUUGCUGAGGAAAUGUGGGAGGGAAUUCAAAUGGGAGGAUUUUACAUCUUUCUCUCCAGAAUCAUCUGAUGUUACUAUUUAGAUGGGAAGAUAAUGGAAAAGGAAUUUCUCGAAUUUUAUACCAUGGCAACUUCAAAAGGGUCAUCCAACGUCAGGAAUUUUAUGAGUUCUGGAAAACAUGCACUACUCCCUCCUAAAAGUCCUUUCCCUAGUGUUUCUCCAUCAUAUACUGAAUAUGUUCCUAAUACUGCAAUUGGAGCAAAAGCUGUUCAGAGACCAAGAGAUGGUAACAGCUACCAUCAAAGAACUUCUUCCGAAAGCUUUCUAAUAGAGGAGCAGCCUUCUUGGCUUGAAGAUCUUCUUAAUGAGCCGGAGACCCCUGUUCGCAGAGUUGGUCAUCGACGUUCAUCAAGUGACUCCUUUGCAUAUACAGAUUCUGCUAAUGCUAAUUUUGAUAGUAUCGUGCAAGAAGACUUCAAAUAUACAAAUUCUAUUCCUGGACACUCUUGGUUAUGUCAAGAAUUUGAUCGUCAGAGAGAUGCAAGGCAUGCUUCAUUUUAUACUGAAGCGAAUGUGACAAAGCAGAAGAAUAGGGUGUGGGAAUCAUCUUUGUCUGCCAUGAAUAAUCCCAUGGCUCUUCGUUCUCCCAGGGAGAACAUUGUUGUUCAUACCUCGGGACCAUUGAUCCCUCCGCAGGAGGCAGAUGGUUUGCUUUCUACAGCAAGUGAAAAACAGGAUCCAACUGAGUCUGGUCCACACGAUCCAAAAGUCUCUUCUGAAAGGAAGGACGUGUCUCAUGGAAAAUCAUCCGGGUCGGAUACAGAAAAUAAACGUGCCAAACAGCAAUUUGCUCAGCGUUCAAGGGUUCGGAAACUUCAAUAUAUAGCUGAGCUUGAAAGGAAAGUACAAGCGUUGCAGGCAGAGGGCUCUGACGUCUCAGCUGAGCUUGAAUUUCUCAACCAGCAAAAUAUUAUUCUUAGCAUGGAGAACAAAGCCCUCAAGCAGCGGUUAGAGAGUUUAGCUCAAGAGCAGCUAAUUAAAUACUUGGAGCAGGAAGUACUGGAGAGGGAGAUUGGAAGGUUAAGAGCUGUGCAUCAGCAGCAACAACCGCAACAACUACGACCUUCUUCUAGUCAUCGGCGUACUUCAAGCAAAGACCUUGACAGUCAAUUUGCAAAUCUUUCUUUGAAGCAAAAGGAUUCUGGUUCAAGUUGUGACCCAGUAACAGGUCCAGUGCGCAGUUAGGUUUCAUGUUUGACUUCACGUGUUGUGCCUGGGAACGUUUGCCAAAUUGGUGAACGAAAAUGAUCGUCACUUCAUGCAAGACAAGCUGAUCGCUUCCAGUCUUGGUACCUCUCUGUUUCUCUCAGGUCUCCUUUUAAUUCUUUGCCGCUGUUUCCUGCCUUUUCCUGGAGUUAACAUUUUCGUAUGCAUGCACCUGGUGGUCAUUGCCGUUGUCUUGUUUGUUCAACAUGAGGUGUGUGGCCUACCGGAGGUGGUAUCUGUCUGUAGUGUAUGUCUAAUCAAUUAUAAUUUACACCACUUGUAAGCACCAUUUUUUAACUUUCAUCCAAAAAAGUUCCGCUUCCACAGUGUGAACAUCUUCUGUGCUGUUUGGACAUUCAGUACCUGUAAUGCAUCACGGUGAGAAAUAAUUACAUGAUUCCAUUGAAAUCUCUGAUUUACGGAUGGAAUGCUUGCCUAAUCUCUCUCCCUCCAUGUACUUCAGACUUGUUUUAACCAUUUUUAUGACUGAGUUGAUCGAAAUAUUUUGAUGUUCGUCCGGUUGGGUUAUCAAGCAGUGUGGUAGAGCAGUUACUUAGCAGUACAUUACUUCACAAGCCCCAUCACAUUGUGUCGCAGGUCUAGUUUGGUGUUGUAAUUUUAUGUUGAUUGCGGUCAAUUAUAAGCUUUGUUUCGACAUUCUUUUCAAGAAUUUUUUUUGGUUGG
Molecule: messenger RNA, 2204 nt
Organism: Cucurbita pepo subsp. pepo (vegetable marrow)
Lineage: Eukaryota; Viridiplantae; Streptophyta; Magnoliopsida; Cucurbitales; Cucurbitaceae
Source: RefSeq, a predicted model, not a curated record